AGAUGUUUGUAGGGAAAGGGGGUGGAGAGCGGGGAGGAACGCAGGCCAGUGGAGUUGGUUUGGUUAUAAAGAGCUAGGGAGGAAAGAGAGGCGGCAUUUCAGCCCGCAUCUGGGUCUCCAGCGGACUCUGCGAUGGCAGAUAGAAAAGCUGAGUCACUGCAUUCCUCCAUAGGGCUCUUGGGCAUUUCCGCAGGAUCACUCUUGCUGGCAGUGCAUUUCUACAGUGUACCCAGAGCAGUCCCCCUGAUCCCCAGCACAGCUCUAGGAGUCCUUCUGCUGAUUUUAUCGUCUCUUUUGGCAUAUGCAGGAAUUCGGAGAAGCCUAAGAAAUGCCUCCCUGUUCUUGUCUCUCUGCCUGACCAUCUCAGUGUUCUGGUGCGGCUAUGGAGUGGUCUUCAUCCUGGGAGGCCAAGGAGUUUUGAACGACACUGGUGAUUUCCACAAUGCCUUGGUGCCUGGCCUGGUCACGUUUACUUUGGCACUACUCAUUAUUGCAGUGGUGGGCUUCCUUUGCAGAGAGGUCAUCCUAGCUAUGAUUGCUUCUGCUGUCUCACUUGCCAGUGCUCAUGAAGUUGCCAUGCGUUACAGCACAGCUUUCGGUUCCUCUGCCGUGGCUUGCAAUUACAUGAUUGUCUGCUUGGUUGGUGGUUAUUUUGCUCUGGGAAGGAUUCUCUAUUUCCUAACCAAAGAGAAAAUUGCUCUCCCUGGCACAGAUCUGGCCAAGAAGAAGACCCACGAACAGAUCCAAUCCACCAGUGGCAGCAUGAAUCCUUUUGCAGUCACUGGUCUUAUCCUGAACAUGCUGUCUGCCAGUGUCUUUGGCUGUAGGCUCCUGGGCGUUACUGGCAAACUAUUUAUCGGUCAAGUGCCCUGGCUGUGGGCAGCUGGGAUCUACCAGAUUGGCAUCUGCAUUUUAUCAUACCGUGCAAUGGAUGUACUAAUGGCUACAUUCUUUGGUUUCACUUCCAUCCUGAAAUUUGCUGGAGGCUAUUGCCUUCUGUACCCAAUCUGGCAACUGGAGGAGCCAUCUUUCCCUACUCCAUUCCUGGUGGUUUUCUCAAUUCUCUUUGUUGUUUUAGCUCUUUUUCUCACUCUUAAGAGCCCAGUGGAUGGCCUGUAUUUGCUGUUUUAUGUGGCCUACUGCAUUGCAUUAGCUUGCCGUCCCAAGGGAUUUUUUGAAGGUGGACCCCAAGGCGUGGAUGUGGCCAUCUUUGUGGCCUCAGCCUUGAUGACUCUAAUUCACCUGUACAAUGUGAAAGCAAGUGCCAAGAUCCCAACAGGGAAGGGUGCUGUGAAGGCUCUACUUGCUCGCAGCAGUUUUCUGAAGCUUCGUGAAGGGGCAGACCUUCACGCUCCCUACCUAGGGUAUUCCAAGUACGCAGAUGCAGAAGUACUUGGCUAUGCAUGCAGUGUCCUCGCUUCUUUUGCUAUAACAAUGACAGGGGACCCACAGGCUCCACUUGCUACUGUUGUAAUUCCAUGGGUAGUGGUAGCUGGUGGGAUCCUUAAGCUUCUAGGCGGCUCAGUGGCCUUUGCCCGGGGUAAAACCCUGGAGAGCAGUGCCUUCAUUCUCUAUGCUGUCAUGUGGAUCAUCUGGGGCUUGACAAGAUAUGGUGGCCUCUAUGGCACUACCAGAAGCUUCCACGCAGCGGUAGGCAUCAUUGCUUUCAUGCUCUUCAAUGGCUUCAUUGUCUUCUGCACGCUCUUCUUAAACAUCGCCUGGUUCUUUUACUCCCUCGCUUUCUUGCUCAUUGCUGUCAGCUUCUUGCUGGAUGCCAUCCAUGCUCUUCCAGCAGGCUAUGACAUUGCUGCCACUCUCAUCUUCGGUCUGGUCAGCUUUUACUGCUUCCUGUCUGCCCUUUUCAACAGCAUCUUUGAGGGUUCCUGCUUACCAAUGGGUAGACCCAUUGUGCAGCUUAGUGGUGUGGGGGGAGGAAUGACCAAGUGCCUUCACCUGCCUGCCAGGAAAGCUUCCUCAGUCAAGAGAAUUGCAGAUAUCCUGAAGAAUGGAGGGACUUGCGGCAUCCCCACAGAUACUGUGUAUGUGCUUGUGGCAGCCUGUAAUCGGCCUGAUGCUGUGGAGAAAGCUCACCACUCCAAGCGCCAGGCUCAGGAUCGCCCCAUGUCACUCUGGAUUUCUAGCCUAAAGCAACUGGAACCUGCAAAGCAUUUGUUCACUCCCCUCCUCUGGGACUUCAUGGAGGCUGCCUGGCCAUCUCCUAUUAGCUUGGUGGUUCCCAGAGGUGAAUGGGUGGACUUUCUGGGAAUGAAGGACUCUGCUAAAUACGUCGGUACCCCUCAGAGCAUUGCCAUCCGCAUUCCUGACUGCUCUGUCACCACGCACCUCAUCGACUUGGUUGGCCCCAUUGUGGUCACGUCGGCUAACCCAACAGGAGAGGCAGACACAACACACCACAACCAAGUGUAUGCCAAGCUGGGGGAUAAGGUGGAUGCAGUUCUGUGUGAUGGGCCUUCUCCAGAGAACAUUGCUUCCACCGUUGUGGACUGCACCAAAAUUGACAGUGGAAACAUAGGAUUCUUCAGAGUUGGUAUCAUCCCCAAGUCUCAGGUGCUGCAGAUACUGGAGCAGGUGCAGAAGAAACACAUGUUGGUUCCGAACAGUGGCACUUGCACCACAAAAGGCCAGGAAGAACACAUGAAUCACAGCCACGCUGUGCGCAACGGGGUGGGCACGGCUGCCUCGGAAGAGACGGUGCCGGUGCCGUCCCCCACUGAUGGCUGUGAGAAUCACACUCGCCUCUGACUCCCCCGAAGGUCAAGCAGUUACGUGCUCAUUAGGAAAUUGUUUGCUGGAAAAUGACAUAUAGGUCAAAUUGGGGAGUGGGAGAGGUUUCCUAGCUGCAGGGGUGACUUAUUCAUCUUUCUAUGGAUACUGCUAAAAUACCCCAGUGCAGAGCUGACUUGCAAACCACAGACACCCAGAAGUAAAAUUUUCACUUACAGAGACUGCCAGCUUUCACUGAAGAUCAGACGAGACCAAAGAAAGUGUUAUAUUGGUGACAGACUGGCCCCAGAGUAACAGGGCUUUAUUCCUUUCACUGGGAGUUAAUACCUUUGGGUGGGGGCACAGAGUAAUGUGAAGUGUUUUAUAAUUACGUGUUGGGGGAAAAACACCGCAUGAAACUUGAAGUGGGAGAGGAAGAAGGGAAGAUGUAUUCAGGUACUGUGCUGGUGGAUAUAGUGGACUUUCUAAAAUAGGUGAGGCAAAGCACGACCUCGGGAGCUGGGGCUAUCUUCUGAUAUGUCUUCUCAAAAUGGCUGUCGCAGAACCCACCACUAAAAAGAAAUGCCAUUACCUGAGAUGCCCUUUUCUGUAUUUCACAGCCAGUGUGAGGGUGGAAUUACUGUUUUGAUGACUCCAGUAAUAUCUCCUUAGAAGUGCUGGAGCAUUACAGGAGACUGUCCCUUCCCAUGUUAUCUUAGGCAGAGUAUGAAUUUCAGGAGAAUCAUCUGCACCACAUUUGAGGAUGCUAGAAGCUGGUCUCUUCCCUUAUAGCAUAGCUGUACACAUCUCGGUACGCUUCCUCCAGAGUGCAGAUUUAGUACAGAGCAGUAGCUGCUGACCGGGAGGAGGAGAAAAGAAGUUUCAAACCAACGUGAGGAGUUUUCCUUGGCAAAAACUGCAUGGCUGUGCAGUUAGUGGCUUGUUUAGCCUCUGAAAACUGUUGAUCUUAUUCUUACCUGACUCAGGUGCAAGGUGCUGAUUAAACUCCAGCUGAAACCAAUGAAUUAAUUCAUUGAUUUCACCUGAAGUUCUGCUGGAACUUAAGCAUAAAUGCUGUGCAGUCAGAGGAGCUCAACCUCUAUGAACUAUGGCAAAAUCAGGUCUUCUCAGCUUGUUCUUACAGAACUGGCUCUCUUCCUGCAGAGAAAGAUAAUGCCAGAUAAUUAAGUUUGUUAAAUAAUUUUGCUGGUCUACUUACUGUAUCUCUUUGGAGUUUAUUAAAACUGAU
Messenger RNA from Aquila chrysaetos chrysaetos, 3973 nucleotides. RefSeq lists its product as uncharacterized. Bases 133 to 2763 code for a protein of 876 amino acids. Gene Ontology annotation, molecular function: double-stranded RNA binding; tRNA binding; nucleotidyltransferase activity. Gene Ontology annotation, cellular component: cytoplasm. The record is from RefSeq and is a predicted model, not a curated record. Lineage: Eukaryota; Metazoa; Chordata; Aves; Accipitriformes; Accipitridae. Gene Ontology annotation, biological process: regulation of translational fidelity. The transcript has 9 exons.